AUGUCCGCCCCCGCAACCGGAACCGGCACCGACAGUGAGGGUCAGGUCAAAUUCCUGGUUAACUGCAUCCGCUUUUCCAACCAAGGAAAGAUUGAUUACGAUGCUGUCGCUAAGGAGUGUGGCAUCGUCUCCAAGGCCGCUGCGGCUAAGCGGUUCUCCCGUAUCCUCUUGAGCCACGGCAUGAAGGCUGGUGACCUCGCCAAGGGAGGACCCGUUAGCACUGGUUCCCCCUCCCAGACUCCUACUGGUACUCCGAAGACGCCCGCCAAGAGUGCCGGCAAGUCGACUCCCAAGGCCAAGUCUACUGGAAAGCGUGCCGCCGCUGCUUCUCCUACCAGCAACACCAAGCGGGCCCGUGCUAAGCUUGCUUCUCACCCUGCUGUCGCGUCCUACCAUGACGAAGAUGACGAGGAGGAGCAGGACGAGUUCAAGGUCAAGAAGGAGGAGCCUGCGUCCGCCAACACCGGUUCGUACCACGAAAAGCCUCGAGACUGCGAUCGCGAUGACGACGACUUGCAACUUCUCUACGUUGUAGAGAAGACGAACGGUUGCCCCGUCCACGAUACCGGCGAAUACCGAGAUGCUGCCGACGGCGAUAAGCAAUUCCAGGCCUGA
Colletotrichum karsti is the source of this 615-nucleotide messenger RNA. RefSeq lists its product as uncharacterized. Lineage: Eukaryota; Fungi; Ascomycota; Sordariomycetes; Glomerellales; Glomerellaceae. The record is from RefSeq and is a predicted model, not a curated record. The transcript is spliced from 4 exons. Bases 1 to 615 code for a protein of 204 amino acids.